UUUUUAACUAGUAGCAUAGCUGUAAUUGCGCCCGCGGUACGCUUAUUUGAAAUUCGACUAAUUGCCUAGGGGAUAAUCGCGCAAUUGAGUAAUAAUUAUCGUUGUAUGCGGCAUUAAAAAUAAAUUGAAUUUCGGUGUUCAAUUAGUCUAUCUGUAACGCUCGUAAAUGCUAUCUCCUCGCUAAGAACACUCCAUUUCGCUUCAAGUAAAGAAAGGGAGAGUUUGUGCAAAUUAAUUUUCAAAUUCGGAUCGAUCGUCAGCAAAUUUAAAUUUUUACCGAAUUAUUCUUGCAGUUGACUGAAAAUUUCCAAUAUGGUUUCCAUAAACGAAUCCAUAAAUAGCCAAAAAACCCAACGGUCAUUUUAUGACUUCGUUUUCACUGAUCUCGCUGACAAGAGAACGAAUCAUUGGUUCCUCAUCAGCGAUCCAGGACCCGGCUUGGCUAUUUUGGGUUUGUGGCUGUAUUUCGUACUCAAAAUAGGCCCCAAAUGGAUGGAGAACAAAAAACCGUUCCAAUUACGAACCGUCUUAAUCGUAUACAAUAUAUUCCAAGUGAUCAUAAAUAUAUACCUGUUUUACGAGGGAGGACGAUUAGGAUGGUUCGGAAAGUACAAUUAUAAUUGCGAACCCGUCAAUUUUUCGCUCUCGCAAACCGCUUUAGACAGUGCCUCGAUGUGCCACGCGUACUUUCUGCUUAAAAUGACCGAGCUCGCUGACACGGUGUUCUUCGUGCUGAGGAAGAACAACCGGCAGGUGACGUUCCUGCAUCUCUACCACCACACGGUGAUGCCAAUGGCCGCUUGGGGAGCCACCAAGUACUUCCCCGGCGGGCACGGGACGUUCAUAGGCUUCAUCAACGCCUUCGUGCACAUAAUCAUGUACGGGUACUACUCGUUGGCGGCCUUGGGACCCGGCGUGCAGAAGUACCUGUGGUGGAAGAAGUACAUAACAACAUUGCAAAUGGUCCAGUUUUGCAUGGUUUUCAUCCAUAACAGUCAGCUGUUCUGGUUCGAUUGCGGGUAUCCCAGAUGGACCGCGUUCCUGACGCUUCCUAACGCUAUAUUUUUCUACCAAUUGUUCAACCAGUUUUACAAAUCCUCUUACACGAAACCCGCUAGCGUCAAUAAAGAUGCUGCGGUUAUAAAGAAUGGUAAAAUAAAAUAGUUAAUAGCGA
This is a messenger RNA of Phyllotreta striolata, 1174 nucleotides long. The record is from the annotation of a GenBank genome assembly. NCBI's taxonomy places the organism in Eukaryota, Metazoa, Arthropoda, Insecta, Coleoptera, Chrysomelidae.